UUAGUGUAAAAAAAAAAGAGCAAAAUUAGAGUGAGUGAGUAAGUUGACUACUUAGCUCCAUUUCAAAGCAAAGUGCGUGUGUUUUGGAUUUUGCAAAUAUAUUCCAAAUUAAAGCCGCCCAAGUAAGAAGUCUCAACUAUCUACUAUCUUCUUUAAACCAAUAAAACAUCUCUUGAGAUCAAAGUCUCAACUACUACAAAGCAAGAAGAAAAGCCCCUCCUUGUAAGCUUGUCUACAUUGAUUAAGCUACAAGCGAACCUCUUGUUCAUCUUCUUUCUUUCAUCUCCAUGGAAAAACGCCGAAAGGGGUUGUUGCCAGUACUCUGUGUUGUCUUCUCCCUCGGCCUAUGCUCCGCCGCUUCAUGCGUAGCCGCCGAACUAAAGAGAGCCAAGAUAAAGGACCUCAAGUUGGACGGAAAGCAAUGUUAUUUGCCAGAGACUCAUUCAUUUCGGUUGGGAAUUGUUGCUUUAAUUUGUCUAUGCGUCGCUCAAAUCGUCGGCAAUCUUGUGGUGGUGCUUCUUUGCUUCUUGUUCCAAGCCAAAACUCCCCUGGUUUCAACUUUUCUUCUGAUUAUUUCUUGGAUAAGCUUUGGAAUUGGUGUGACAUUGUUGGGUAGCGCCACCAGUAUGAGUGGGCGGCAGCCAUACGGAAAAGGCUGGUUGGAGGGUGAGUGUUACCUUGUCAAAGAUGGUGUCUUUACUGGAUCUGCAAUCCUGGUGCUGCUCACACUAGCCUCCACGCUUGCCUCGGCCAUCACUACUACUACUACUAUUUCCCAAGUUGACCGACAACACCAAUUAGAUCCAAAGUCUUAGAGUAAAUAGAGAAUGUGGGCAUAGCAGGAAAUUCCAUUUUUAUUACAUAUUUGUUAUAAUAGAUGAGUCUGUACUGUUGGAAUAAUAAUUGGGUAUCAGAGUGAAAACCCAGAGAAUCAACUCAACUCAACUCAACUUGAGUCAGGCUGAGGCGGCUUGGCCUAUAAAGGCCAAAGCUUCAACUUCAAUUUUAAAACUUGGGUGGCGAAUAAAGGAAGUUUCCCCCAAUGGAAGCUAAGUUGUACACUUCUACUUUACAAUUCUUUCUUCUUCUUUUUUUAAAUAUUAUUAUCUGACACAUUGUCAUGGAA
Humulus lupulus (European hop) is the source of this 1126-nucleotide messenger RNA. Its product is annotated as protein MODIFYING WALL LIGNIN-1. The record is from RefSeq and is a predicted model, not a curated record. The coding region runs from base 288 to 815 and encodes 175 amino acids. The transcript is spliced from 3 exons. Lineage: Eukaryota; Viridiplantae; Streptophyta; Magnoliopsida; Rosales; Cannabaceae.